Messenger RNA from Diabrotica balteata, 1239 nucleotides. NCBI's taxonomy places the organism in Eukaryota, Metazoa, Arthropoda, Insecta, Coleoptera, Chrysomelidae. The record is from the annotation of a GenBank genome assembly.
AUGACCAGUAGAAGCAGUAAAAUUAUAGAAAUGUUAAAUAGUGUAAAUACAUCUGAGGUCUAUGACAUCUUAAAUAGAACAAUUAAUUCAAAAAAUGAUAUUUUUGUUAUAAGUGAUACAGGAUCUCUGUCUAAACUAGAAUCCUUAAAUGGGAAUACCGAAGUUUCUGUUUCAGCAGAAACUUUAUUUGAGGAUAGGUCUACUGGAGUAGUGCUAAAUAAUGAUCCUUUGAUUAUGUCAUCCUACACUGAUGGUUUUGAUCAAACUUUUGAAACAAGCUUACACCAUGACACAGUUAAAGAUGGAUGUUGGACACUAAAGGAGAUGAGAAUCACCGUGCCGGAAGCUGCACUAUCUGGUGACACGGUGACUUUGGCCUGCGAAUACAAUCUCGAGGAAGUCGCUUUAUACUCCAUCAAAUGGUAUUGGAACGACGAGGAAUUUUAUAGAUACGUUCCCAAAGAAUCGCCGCCCUUUAGGGCUUUCACCGUGACGUUCGCCGACUUCAAUGUUGACAUUGUACGAUCAGGACCGACAGAAGUAACCCUGCGAAAUAUAAGUAGGGAAAUGACAGGUGACUACAAGUGUGAAGUUUCAGCUGACGCUCCUCUUUUUCAUACGGAUAUUCAAUCUGCUCAUAUGACUGUAAUAGAUCCACCGAAAAGCAAUCCUAGGUUGAUAAUAGAGGAGCCUCCCGAACCAACGAUAAAAAUCGAGAUUGGAAAGAGCGUAAGGGCAGGGUGCUCUGCCCCCUGGGGGCCCAACAGCCAGCUUCCACCGAACAUCACGUGGUUUCUUAACGACGAACAGAUAAAAUCUGAACAUCUAGCUGCUCAAGUUUUGCCAACAAAAACAGAGUUCAACAGAACUGCUCAACAAAAAGUAUCGACAUCUAAACUCGAAAUGACAACCACCAAAUCACAUUUCGCGAGGGGAUUACUUAAGAUAAAAUGCAAAGUAUCAUUCUAUUCGAUAUGGAAUAAAACGAUGGAAGUAUUUUUUAAGGAAGAUUCGCCGCUUUUGGCUUCAGUGUUAGGAUCUACGUCUUCACAGAGUCAUACAGAUCAAGUUAUAGGCUGUUCAUGUAACUCCUCUCAACAAAAAAGGGUACCAAACUAUCAAAAUACCCAAGAUUACAAAAAAAAGAAAUCUAGAACUGAAACAUCAUCAAGUGAUAGUGAUAGCGGACCCAUUAAUGUACGCCAGAAAACACCAUCUCCUACUCCAGGCUGUUCAUAA